Molecule: messenger RNA, 3633 nt
Organism: Dunckerocampus dactyliophorus (ringed pipefish)
Lineage: Eukaryota; Metazoa; Chordata; Actinopteri; Syngnathiformes; Syngnathidae
Product: zinc finger protein 568-like
Exons: 5
Coding region: 139-1716 (525 amino acids)
Biological process (GO): regulation of transcription by RNA polymerase II
Cellular component (GO): nucleus
Molecular function (GO): DNA-binding transcription activator activity, RNA polymerase II-specific; RNA polymerase II cis-regulatory region sequence-specific DNA binding
Source: RefSeq, a predicted model, not a curated record
GUCCGAGUCAAAGGCGCCAUUCUUACCUAAUUUGGAAGCUGCUGGCUGAGUACAUCUUUAUGAAUCGAACAACGUGUUCCAUGGAACGCUGAACCCACUGGAACGUUCAGACAAACGGUCACAGAUUGCUUCCUACAGAUGGUAGAGUUUGAAAUGAACCUUUCCUGGGUCACCACUAAACGAGCCUCACCCGAGAUGGCAGACAAUCUAUCGAGAGGGUUCCGGGCCCAGAUAACCACAGCUAUGGACGCCGUCCUCAGAACCGCCGUGUUGGGGAUAACUGAGAUAUUUGACCAAUGCGUGCAUGGCUACUGCAUGGAGCUGGCGGAGAAAGGUGAAGUGAUAGCUCGGUUAGAAAUGAAGUUACAGAAAACUGAGCUCUUGCUGAAGCAACAUACAGGUGAAUGUGACGCAAUACCAGCGUGGAAUGAAACCAAGUGCGACGAGAGAGAGACGAGAGAGGGUGAAGACCUCUUGAUGAUUUCUUCCAGCCGAACAUCGCCUAAGAGGAGAUUUGAAGUACCCCCUGAGUGUAGCUCUGAGAGCGUGACCAAAGGCUACAGUGAGUUUUGCCCCGGCAUUAGAUUGCGCCAAAUAUCCAUUCCACUGCAGCAUUGCUCAGUCCUCAAAAAGUGGGAGAGCCACCAGCAUUCAAAGGGCGGAACAAAAAAAGGUUCCUCUCCAAGUAAGAGUAAAAAAAAACCAAAGGAUACAAGUAUUCCCAAACAUCCACUAAGAUGUCAUUUACCCACAAGAAAUUACAUGAAGAGGUUGCUCCAAGAUCACAAGGAGGAAAAUUUGGAACGACCAGUCACAGCAGCUCGUCGAAGAAGUCAGAGACAUCUAGCGGGAGAAGAGCAGCAGCAACUUAUGGAGGACAAAACACAGGGACAAAAGCCAUCUGUAGUGCAGGUGAAAGGUGGUAAAAAAACAUACUUUUGCAAGCUCUGUCACAAGGCGUUUAAUAACCCGGUUACCCGAAAUGUACACAUAAGAUUGCACAAGAGGUGCCAAGGUUGCAAAAGAUACUUCGCCGUGCCAAGCGCUCUAAAAAAUCAUCAACAAUUGUGCCCAAAACUUAAAUCACGGGAAGCAGCACCAUCAGCUCAAGUUUCCCAGCCUGAUUGUAAACCGCGAGAAAAAUCUUGCAGAAAAAAACAGGUGAAGCCACCUUCUGAUCCUCACAGGAAAGCCCAGAAUGGAGCGAUCCAAAGCUUCUCCUGCAUGCACUGCAACGAUAAGUUUAUCGAAAUGAGCAAGCUUGAAGCGCACAAGAGCAUUCACAGAGAUCAAAAGCAGUUUCAGUGCAGCUUGUGUUCAAAGCGAUUCUGCUACAAGAAGGCUCUCGAAACACACAUCGUGAAAUGGCAUCUGAAUGUUAUCAAGUCUGAAGAGGACUUCAAGUGGAUGGCACCAAUCGAGGACCCGGAGGAGUUCACAGAAUCAGGCGAAGGGCCAAGGGAAGGAGAAAAUUGUAAUUCCGCUCUGAAAAAAGUCAAAACCAAAUUGAGAUGGCAAGAGAUGAGCGAGCGCUCUGCCGAUGGAUUCACCUGCUUGCUCUGCAAGAAGCGCGUGAGGUCCAGAUUUUUGUUGAUUGAGCAUGUUCGCAUCCACACGGGAGAGAGGCCCCUCCUGUGCCAGAAGUGUCCCAUGACUUUCCGCACCUGCAUGCAGUUAUACAGGCAUAAGAAAAAGAAGCACGCUCCCCUAAAGUAACAGCGUGCAGCCAUGCGGGGAGAACUAGAAUCGUCAGAGAGUUGAAUAUGCACGACUAUCGCAAGGUGUGGGCAAAUCUCUGCGAGUUUUUUUUUUUUUUUUUUUUUUUUAAGUAUUCCACACACUAGUAUUAUAUACUACACACAAUAGACUAUAUUAGCAUUCCUCUUUGUUUUUGAAGUUUGAAUUAUUUGUGCAUAAAACACAUUUGUUUGAAGGUUUUAGUUUCUAUUUUUGAUAGACUUAAAUAAAAGCAUUGAAGUCAUAAGCAGUGUUGUCACCUGUAAAUGAACAGUAAUUACAGUAAGCAGUUACUCGACUUCAUUGCUGUCAGGACCACGUUUUCGGAAAGCUAAAUACCCCGGACUACUUCUUUCACUAUUAGUUUUAUUUAUAUCAAUUUUGAGGCUCAGACAGAUCUUAAUUUUUUUACGUCACCAAAUGGCUAAUAUAGUCAUGAAGUCAAACACAAGCAGUAUCUUUACACUGGUCAAAGAUUCUGUAGGACAAGUGCACCCUGCUGUUUUAAUGACAUACUGACAUACUGUACUGCUAAAAUGCUAGUCAAAGAUCCUCUAUAUCGCAAGAUGAUCUGCUAACCUACUGUAGUUAUGUUAGUGGUCCCAAGUUUUGUACUGCUGGCCAGUUUGAUGUCUGUGUUCUGACAGUUGCAGAUUAAAAAAAACACGUUUUUUUUUAAAUAUAUUUUUAUUAAUCAUAUGUUCCAUAUUCUAAAAUAAUACCGUUUCAGUUCAGAAGCACGCAUUUUUACAAAUAACUUAAUACGCAGUGUCAUGCUCAGUUAAUACGAAAGGAGAAGAGUCAUUUUUAACACUGAGGUGUUACCUGUAUUCUCGCGAGAUGAUCCAACCUGCUCGUAGUGUUGGAAAUUCCGUCUCUUUUUAGAGAGUCGGUUCUUUUGACUCGGCUCACUAAAAGGAGCGGCUCUGCGGGUCCCACGUGGCUCCCCAGAUUUUUUUGCGGUCUUAAGUUAUUACUAAUUACUUAUGUAAAAAAAAAAAAAAAAAUCAAAUGUUUAUUUAAAUAAUUUAUUUAAAUCCUCCAUGAACAGCUACAAAAAUAUAUAAUAAUAAUAAUACAAAGACAAAGCCCCAUCUCAAUAAACAAGGUCAAAUCUCUGCAAAUUUCAAACUAUUCCCAAUCAAUACAACAUCAGCAAAACAUAAAUGAAAAUGUGCGAAACAAAAAUAAAAAGCAGCAUCCAGGCAACAAUUGUGUUUUUACCGAAGAUUCAAUUCCAUUUAAAAACUGUGUGCUGUGUGUUUAACCCCGCCCCUCUGCUCAGUAUGGACACAGAGACGCUGCCACACAUUUAGACCGAUGACAUUCUCCUUUUUACAGACAAAAAGACGAGGGGAAAAAAACAAUUGGCUCUUAAUUGGCUCCCAACGACGCGAGCUGGCUACUGCCAUUCAUCUGAAAAAGCCGGCCCUUAAAGCCGAUUCGUUCGCGACCGACACUUUCUAGCUUGACUGACAGCCGCUAGCUGCAUCCUCCCACCUACGUCACAGCCAAGUAGGCGGACUGUCACUUUGGGUACAGAGGGGCGAUAAAUGGUAAUCUAACGCGGCUAGGCAUGACUGACACAUAUACUAAUUUACUUUUAGUACAAGCACGGGUAUAUAUAAUUUAACAGCAUACACUUUAUUAGGUUCCCUUGUUUACAUGUUAGCCGGACGCUAGCAUGUUGUCUUUUUAGUGUCACAGGUUAGAAGUUGUACGUGUGGGGUGAAAUGCCCUUCAAGACAACAUAUAACUGAAGAUAUAAACUUACAAGCGUAUAGUCAAAAACGGGUUUACCCAAAUCAGAAAAGGGUGUAAAAUGCCAUAGCUUAGUUUGUCAACGUCUCGUCCCAGCUUGUCAAUCAACAGCAGAACCGUUACAAGAACUGAGAA